This is a messenger RNA of Megalobrama amblycephala (Wuchang bream), 6755 nucleotides long. RefSeq names its product zinc finger protein 420-like. Gene Ontology annotation, cellular component: nucleus. The record is from RefSeq and is a predicted model, not a curated record. The transcript is spliced from 5 exons. Gene Ontology annotation, molecular function: RNA polymerase II cis-regulatory region sequence-specific DNA binding; DNA-binding transcription factor activity, RNA polymerase II-specific. Gene Ontology annotation, biological process: regulation of transcription by RNA polymerase II. The coding region runs from base 2209 to 5895 and encodes 1228 amino acids. Lineage: Eukaryota; Metazoa; Chordata; Actinopteri; Cypriniformes; Xenocyprididae.
CAGAAUCAAAUGUAAACAUCCAAAUAAACACCAUACUUACAUAAUCGGAUAUGCUGCAUGACGAACACUUUAUAAAGAUCCAUUUUGAGGGUUAUAAUAGCUGUGUUUAUGCAAUUGCAAGCUUGGGGGCGGGGAGCGCAAGCAUUUAAAGGGGACACACGCUGGAUCGCCGCAUAUUUAAUUAUGCCCCAAAAUAGGCAGUUAAAAAACUGAAUUAAAAAAAAAAAUCUGUAGGUUAUUUUGAGCUGAAACUUCACAGACACAUUCAGGGGACACCUUAGACUUAUAUUACAUCUUGUGAAAAGGCAUUCUAGGGCACCUUUAAUAAUGUAGUGAACCACUCGAUAUACACAAAUCACAUAGCAAUUUAAUUUUUACUUGCUUGUAUGUGACACGUGUGCUGAUUGAGUGAUCAGCAAUCAAGAGCAUGCAACAGAAGUGCGCACUCACUCUCUACCAUCAGUUAACUUUAGUAAUAUGUUACUAUGUCCGAUACCUCCAUUAUGCUCUCUGUUUGAUCUGUUGUCUGUGUUUCUUUGUCUGAGCACAAACACUGCACACAUGCUGCAUGGUAUUGUUUUUUUGGUAUUUGGGCAUUUUAAUGAGUACGAGUACACGAGCGCAGUAUCAGACUUGAUACCGAUACUGGUAUUGGUGCAUCCCUAAAAAUAUAGCCACAAGUAGCAAUAAUCGGGGUCCAAGCACUAAUGGCCCAUGUAGAUGAUUAAAUGUAUCUUUUGAAGUGGAUUUUUGGUAGCAAAGUCCAUCUUAAAUCUUCAUGGAAAGUAAGGGUUUGUUUGUAAAGUGUGUGGUGUAUUUGUGGACUCAACAUUUAAAUUUAAAUAUUUGUGGAUAUUCAACAUUUGAAUUUAGAUUAAUCUAAUGUCAUAGGUUGUCACAAGACAAUUUCAAAUAAAUGUGAAGAUAUCAUUUGUUGCUCAAAACCAAAUAUAUAUAUGUAAUGCACACUUAAACAGCAAACUCGUAGGGAGUUUGCUGUUUAAGUGUGCAUUACACAAGGGAAACAUAUCAAGUUGGUCCUGUUCAACAAAAGAGGGUGAGCUUUGACCUGAAGCCUCGCAAUUUGUCUGUAGAAGUGAGAAUAUUUUCAUCUUUGCCUUGCAUUUGUUAUACAAGGGUGGAUUAGAACUCAGAACCUCUGGCACACUGAACAGAAAUUCUGCCAGUAGUCCAUCAGAACACUAUAAUUUCAGAUGCGGAUCCACGUAUUUAUUGACUAAUGUAAAUAUUGUUGAUACUAAUGACAUAUUGUAUUAUAGUAGAUGUAAGGAUGAAACUAUCAUAUUAAACAUGAGGUCUAUGUCAAUAAAUUUUGUGCAUUUAUUAUUGUAAUAAUACAAUUACAAUACACCCUAAUACAUAAAUACACUCCUGUCCCACACACUUUUUAAAACAAAGUUAUGCCAUUGUGAGGAGGAAAUAUCACGAGAGUGAGUCAGUGAGGUAUAGCAAACAACAAAGUGUGGAUAAAACAAAUCAAGAUUAUGCAUAUGCUAAUGAGAUUAUUAAGCUCUCUCAAUAAAAUUAUUCUCUCAUCCAGAGUGCUGAAAACACCUUACAGAUGGCGAGUCCUGCUGAUCAACACAAUGUAAAUGGAACAAGAACAGAGCCCAAACAUGUAUAAUGCCAUUUUUACAAACCAGCAGCAAUGUAAAACCAAAAAACAAUAUUAUGAAAAUGUAAUCUAUUAAAUGAUCUAAAAAGCAUUAAAUGCCACUAAAUAUAAAGUAUAUGUAGUUGAUCAUUUAUGUACUUUUAUUAUUUUUUAUUUCUUGUUUUUGUGUGUUUUCUGGGAGAGUUUGGUUAAUCUGGCCAACAAAAUAUCACACUCCAUUCUGCAUUAUGCAUAGCUAUAUGUUUGCACAUUAGAAUCUAAAUUAUAAAACUGAACCGAGAUCAGGUAAAACCAUUAGACACUGGUUCAUGGGUCCAGCCAGAGAUCUUAUAAUAUGGAUCUAAAAGGCUCUGGUUCAGCAGACGCCUCCUAGCGGUGAACCUCGAAAUGUUUCGAACCGGUAUAUGACGUGACGAGGUCUCGUUGCUGAAAUCACGUGACUUGUCCAGUCUGACGAGCUCCGAGCCACGGAUUCACAUACGUCUCCGGUUAUUCAAGCAGCGUUUGGAACGCUAAUUCGGUGAUUUCAAACCAAAUACAUUUUGGUUGGAGAAUAUCUAUUAGAGAAUAGGAUGAAUGAAACGAUGAUGGAGACUGAUGAAAUCAGCUGCGUCGAACAUUUCCUAGUAAUAAAGAUGGAGCAGCCUGAAAACAACCAGACCACAAUGGGACCAGAUGUGAAGCCGAAAACAUGCCAGACGACACCUAUGCAAGAGUGGAAGAAUGAAAGACAGAAUCUGAAGGAACUGAAAGAAGAUUCUGUCAUUUGCCAUCAAUGUGGGAUGUGUUUCAUUGACCAAGCAAGCCUUAAGAAGCACAUCAGAAUUCACACUGGAGAGAAGCAAUUCACCUGCCCUCAAUGUGGAAAGACUUUCACACAACAAGGACAGCUGACACGUCACAUGAAAAUUCACACUGGAGAGAAACCUUUCUCCUGCUCUGAGUGUGGAAUGAACUUCAUAGAAAAACACAAGCUUAAUAUUCACAUGAGGAUUCACACUGGGGAGAGGCCUUGCACAUGCCCUCAGUGCGGAAAGAGUUUCACACAACAAGGACAGCUGACACGUCACAUGAAAAUUCACACUGGUGAGAAACCUUUCUCCUGCUCUCAAUGUGGAAAGAGUUUCACAGAUCAACGACAACUUACAGUUCACAUCAGAAUUCACACUGGGGAGAAGCCUUUCACUUGCCCUCAAUGUGGAAAGAGUUUCACACAACACGGACAGUGGAAACGUCACAUGAGAGUUCACACUGGAGAGAAACCUUUCUCCUGCUCUCAAUGUGGAAAGAGUUUCACAGUGAAACAAAGCCUUGAGAGUCACAUGAGAAUUCACACUGGAGAGAAGCCUUUCUCCUGCCCCCAAUGUGGGAAGAGUUUCACAUUGAAACAAAGCCUUGAGCGACACAUUAGAAUUCACACUGGAGAAAAGCCUUUCACUUGCUUUGAAUGUGGGAUGAACUUCAUAGAAAAACAACAGCUUAAUACUCACAUGAGAAUACACACUGGAGAGCAACCCUUCAUCUGCCCUCAGUGUGGAAAGAGUUUCAUUUUUAAACAAAGCCUUGAGAGACACAUGAGAAUUCACACUGGAGAGAAGCCUUUCACCUGCUCUGAGUGUGGGAUGGGCUUCAUAGAGAUGCAAAAGCUUAAAAUUCAUAUGCGAAUUCACACUGGAGAGAAACCUUUUACCUGCCCUCAAUGUGGAAAGGGUUUCACAGUAAACAGGAGCCUUAAGAGACACAUGAGCAUUCACACCGGAGAGAAACCUUUUGCUUGCACCCAGUGUGCAAAGAGUUACACAGUGAAACAACACCUUGAGAGUCACAUGAGAAUUCACUCUGGAGUGAAGCCUUUCAUCUGCUCUGAGUGUGGAAAGAGUUUCAUGGAACAACGACAACUUCUAAUACACAUGAGAAUUCACACUGGAGAGAAACCUUUCUCCUGCUCUCAUUGUGGAAAAAGUUUCAAACAACAAGGACAGCUGAAAUGUCACAUGAGAAUUCAUACUGGAGAGAAGCCUUUCUCCUGCUCUCAGUGUGGAAGGAGUUUCACAGUAAAGAGUAACCUUGAGAGUCACAUGAGGAUUCACACUGGUGUGAAGCCAUUUUCCUGCUUUCAGUGUGGAAGGAGUUUCAUGCAACAAGGACAACUUCAAGUUCACAUGAACAUUCACACUGGACAGAAGCCUUUGAUCUGCUCUUAUUGUAUGAAGAGUUUUACAUUGAAACAUGUCCUUGAGAGACACAUCAGAAUUCACACUGGAGAGAAGCCUUUCUCUUGCUCUGAGUGUGCGAUGAGCUUCGCAGAGAAACAAAAGCUCAAGGUUCAUAUGAGAAUUCACACUGGAGAGAAGCCAUUCUCCUGCUCUGAGUGUCCGAUGAGCUUUGCAGAGAAACAAAAGCUCAAGGUUCAUAUGAGAAUUCACACUGGAGAGAAACCUUUCAUCUGUUUGCAGUGUGGAAAGAGCUUCACAGUGAAUAAGAGCCUUAAGAUACACAUGAGUACUCAUAUCGGAGAGAAGCAUUUUACCUGCUCUGAGUGUGGAAAGAGUUUUACAAUGAACAGCACCCUUGAGAGACACAUGAAAAUCCACACUGGAGAGAAACCUUUCACCUGCCCUUGUUGUAUAAUGAGGUUCACAGUGAAACAAAGUCUUGAGACACACAUGGGAAUUCACACUGAAGAGAAACCUUUCAACAGAGGAGUGGAAUCUCCUCUACCAUCACCUGUAGGCAGCAUCAGUCCAAAUAAUGCAAAUUCAGUUAUAGCGUACCUGGACACCCCCCAUCUAUCAGAGGAAAGACAUGUAGUCAAUCAGUUUAAAUAUGAGAAAGAAACAUACUCAGCCGACCCAGACCUCCUGUUGAGGAGGAAAUAUUACGAGAGUGUGUCAGUAUCCAGACAGCACUGUGACGUGAUGGAGACUGAUGAAAUAAACUGCAUCGAACAUUUCCUAGUAAUAAAGAUGGAGCAGCCUGAAAACAACCAGACCACAAUGGGACCAGAUGUGAAGCCGAAAACAUGCCAGACGACACCUAUGCAAGAGUGGAAGAAUGAAAGACAGAACUUGAAAGAACUGAAAGAAGAUUCUGUCAUUUGCCAUCAAUGUGGGAUGUGUUUCAUUGACCAAGCAAGCCUUAAGAAGCACAUCAGAAUUCACACUGGAGAGAAGCAAUUCACCUGCCCUCAAUGUGGAAAGACUUUCACACAACAAGGACAGCUGACACGUCACAUGAAAAUCCACACUGGAGAGAAACCUUUCUCCUGCUCUGAGUGUGGAAUGAACUUCAGAGAAAAAAACAAGCUUAAUAUUCACAUGAGGAUUCACACUGGAGAGAAGCCUUUCAUUUGCUCUCAAUGUGGAAAGAAUUUCACAGUGAAUCAAAGCCUUGAGAGACACAUGAGAAUUCACAAUGGGGAGAAGCCUUUCACCUGCUCUCAGUGUGGAAGGAGUUUCACACAACACGGACAGUGGAAACGUCACAUGAGUGUUCACACUGGAGAGAAACCUUUCUCCUGCUCUCAUUGUGGAAAGACUUUAACUGUGAAACAAAGCCUUAAGAGUCACAUGAGAAUUCACACUGGAGAGAAGCCUUACUCCUGCCCCCAAUGUGGAAAGAGUUUCACAGUGAAACAAAGCCUUGAGCGACACAUUAGAAUUCACACCGGAGAAAAGCCUUUCACCUGCUUUGAAUGUGGGAUGAACUUCAUAGAAAAACAACAGCUUAAUGUUCACAUGAGAAUACACACUGGAGAGCAACCCUUCAUCUGCUCUCAGUGUGGAAAGAGUUUCAUUUUUAAGCAAAGCCUUGAGAGACACAUGAGAAUUCACACUGGAGAGAAGCCUUUCACCUGCUCUGAGUGUGGGAUGGGCUUCAUAGAGAUGCAAAAGCUUAAAAUUCAUAUGCGAAUUCACACUGGAGAGAAACCUUUCACUUGCCCUCAAUGUGGAAAGAGUUUCAGAGAAAACCGGAGCCUUAAGAGACACAUGAGCAUUCAUACCGGAGAGAAACCUUUUUCCUGCACCCAGUGUGCAAAGAGUUACACAGUGAAACAACACCUUGAGAGUCACAUGAGAAUUCACUCUGGAGUGAAGCCUUUCAUCUGCUCUGAGUGUGGAAAGAGUUUCAUGGAACAACGACAACAUCUAAUACACAUGAGAAUUCACACUGGAGAGAAACCUUUCUCCUGCUCUCAUUGUGGAAAGAGUUUCACAGUAAAGAGUAACCUUGAGAGUCACAUGAGAAUUCACACUUGAGAAAAGCCAUUUUCCUGCUUUCAGUUUGGAAGGAGUUUUCAAGGACAACACAAACAAUUCACACUGGACAGAAGCCUUUAGUAAUAAUUCCUUACAUUUAUAUAGCGCUUUUCUGGACACUCAGAGCGCUUUACAUAUGGAAGGGGGAAUCUCCUCAACCACCACCAAUGUGCAGCAUCCACCUGGAUGAUGCGAUGGCAGCCAUAUUGCGCCAGAAUGCCCACCACACACCUGAUGAUUGGUUGAGAGGAGACAGAAUGAUAAACCAAUCAGUGGGGAUGAUUAGGAGGCCAUCACGGUCAGAGGCCAAUGGGCAAAUUUGGCCAGGAUGUCAGGGUUUACACCCCUACUCUUUUCGAAGGACAUCCUGGGAUUUUUAACAACCACAGAGAGUCAGGACCUCGUUUUAACAUCUCAUCUGAAGGACAGUGGUUUUUGACAGUGAAGUGUCCUCAUCACUAUACUGGGGUGUUAGGACCCACACAGACCACAGGGUGAGCACCCCUCACUAACACCUCUUCCAGCAGCCACCUAGUUUUCCCAGGAGGUCUCCCAUCCAGGUACUAACCAGGCUCAGCCCUGCUUAGCUUCAAUGGGCAACCAGUCUUGGGCUACAGGGUGAUAUGACUGUUGGCUUUCAUCUGCUCUUAUUGCAUGAAGAGUUUUACAUUGAAGCAUGUCCUUGAGAGACACAUGAGAAUUCACACUGGAGAGAAGCCUUUCACCUGCUCUGAGUGAGGAAAGUGUUUCAUGCAGCAAGGACACCUUGCCAUGUUUUUCUGAUGCUGUAACCAUGCUGUGCAAAAAAUAACAUUCAUGAUUUCAUAAUCUGCAAGGCAAAUUAAAUAAGUAAAACUAUA